Molecule: messenger RNA, 5596 nt
Organism: Pantherophis guttatus
Lineage: Eukaryota; Metazoa; Chordata; Lepidosauria; Squamata; Colubridae
Gene: CLN8
Product: CLN8 transmembrane ER and ERGIC protein
Biological process (GO): nervous system development; phospholipid metabolic process; lipid homeostasis
Cellular component (GO): membrane; endoplasmic reticulum
Molecular function (GO): ceramide binding
Source: RefSeq, a predicted model, not a curated record
AGGGCGGAUCCGAGGCCCUGUGCACGAGCACGCAUUCCCCGCUAAGGCUGCCUUGGCCGAAAAGUGUUGAUUUGGACCCGGCUGACCGGGAGGAGUGAGGAGAGGGGGGGGUGGGUUGGUUGAUUAAGCGCGUCACAGGAAAACGACGUUUAUUAAAAAACCCAACCCAACCCAAACCAAGCCACAGAAACAAAACAGAAGUCAGACGGGGUGGUUGCGAAAGAGGAAGGGAAGCCGGCCGACCGACCGACCGACCGACCGAGGCCUUGGCGUCAACCGGUGACAAUGAGAAUUUGGUUGCUGCUCACUGCAUGGGCAAAAGUUCAAGAUUUUUAAGUGGACCUGACAAGUGCUCCCCAAACCACCUCAACAUAAGUAGAAGACAUGAAUCUUCAAAAUGAUGAGGCAACAUCUAGAUCCAUAUUUGCCUGGAAUUAUUUUUUGUGGGAAGUUCGUUUGGCACUAGUGGCCAUUGGCUUCUUUCUCUACUUGGGAAUAUUUUGUUUUUCACAUUUUUUGUCUUCAUGUUUGAGUAUAACUUACCGCUCAUUGCCAACAAAGGAGAAAGUCUUUUGGAAUCUGGCUACUACACGAGGCGUGUUCGGCAUUCAAUGUUUUGUGGCUGGCUUCUGGGCUUUACUUUUAGAUCCAGUUUUUCAAGCUGACAAGGUUUAUUCCCAGCAGGACUGGAGUUGGUUCAGUUGUCUCAUAGCCUCUGGCUUCUUUUUGCUGGAAAAUGUAGCCGUUCAUGUCUCUAAUUUUGUCUUUAAAACAUUUGAUUUAUUUGUGGUUGUUCACCAUUUUCUUGCCUUUGGUGGUUUUUUGGGUCUGAUAACCAACAUAAAAUCUGGACAUUACAUACCUUUGAUGGGAAUGCUACUUGAGAUGAGUACGCCUUUCACUUGCAUGUCUUGGAUGCUUUUAAAGGCUGGCCGGGCUAAUACUUUCUUUUGGAAGGCAAGUCAGUGGAUAAUGAUCCACAUGUUUCACUGCCGCAUGAUGCUUACCUACCAUAUAUGGUGGGUGUGUCUUUCCAAUUGGAAUGCUGUGAUGGAAAAUCUGGGACUCUUACAUUUUACUGUUGUAUUAACAGGAUUGAGUGCUGUUACCUUCAUACUUAAUCCCUACUGGACAUACAAAAAGACUCUUCAACUUUCUUCUCCUGUUGACUGGAAUUUUAGUGGUAGGACAAUGAAAAAUGGUUCAUCUGUGAAAGUAAAUGGAGAAAUAUUCCAGAAGAAGGGGCUCUGAAACUGACUUGGAUCUCUACGGGUAACUGUAAAAUCUGAUCAGAAAUAAAUAAAACACACAGCUGGGAAUAUGAAGCUGUGUCUAUCAAGGGAUCUAAAUUACUAGUUUCAAGUAAUGCUAUCUAAUUGGGAAUAUUAUUAACCUCAUUUAAUAAACAUUGCAGGUGUGUCCUAAAUGUUGAGCAUUCUUAGUCACAUGUGAGAAUAUUCUAUAAACCAGCAAAGUGCAGGAAAUAAACUGCCUUGUCUGUCCGUCUUUAGAACCUGCAUUGCUGUUUUCAGGACUUGCUAUUUUGAACAUGUCAGCUGUAGGACAGAUUAUAGUCUAGAAAGGAUUCUAGGUCUUGUCUCAAAGAAUGUCCAGUAUAGGGAUUACUUUCCCAUUGGAUUAGUCAAUCUAAAAUUGCACUUAUCUUCUUGGAAUUCUUUUUCAUGUAUAUACAAAUCAGUUUCUAUUUAAAGUUUGCUACCUUAUUUAAUGAAUGCCAAAUGCCAAUCCAGUUUAAUAUCUUAUAUGAGAAGGGAAGGGUAACAUUACAUUUUUCCCUAUAAAAGCAUCAAAAUGUUUAACACCAAUGCUAGAACAUUAUGAAGUAUAGUUUAGUUUGAAGAGUAAUUGAACAUUGAAAAUAUGGUCAUAAUUUGGGUUUAACAUUUUUAAAAAAUGUUUCUCUUUGACAUGCAAUAUUCUAUAGUGGCUAGUAGAAAAGCCUAUAUACUUUAAAGAUUAUUUCCAAUACAUAACAAAUUCAAAUUUUGAUAUGGCACUUCAGGAAAGCUGCUGUUUUGCAGUUUCAUUAUGAAAAAUAUUGAAGGUGGUUGAGCUUCCAGCUUUUUGCAUCCCCACGUUUUAGACAGAAAAUUUAUAAAAUUCUAUUAAGUUCUGUUAUUUUGUUAAUCCCAAUCCCUAAAAUCCAAAAUCAACUUAUAAAUCUUAAAACUUUUCUCAAACUAAGCAUUUUAAAAGAAGCAACCUAAUAGUUAUUCCACUGUUUAAUUACUAUAUAAGGAUUGCUGAAACUAAUCCUUAACCUAAUACUGUAUUGCAAUGGAAAGUUGUUGAACACUGCCAUCUAAUGGCAGUUAUGAUAUACAAGUAUCCAUCUUAUUUUAAACAAGCAUGCUAUAAAAUUAUCUGGAAUAUACAACUACUAUAAAAGAUAAUACAUUGAGUUUGGUAUAUAUUCUUUUAGUAUAGGUAAUAUAGAAUGCAUAAGAAUCUGAGAGUAAAGCUCAGUAUGGAAAUAUGUAAAUGAAAUACUUUGAAAUAUCUCUUUCUCUUCCUACCUGGGUAAAAUUAGUGAAAGACAAAUGAUAAGACUGCACAAAAUGUUAAAAGUCUAAAGUUUUUUCCAAUUUCUAUUUUUUCCCUGUUUAGGAAACAGUAUUACAGUUGCAAAAAUGCCAUUAAUAUAGAUGGGAUUGGGAUCAAAAUCCAAUCAGGGACAUUUUAGAAUGAUUAGAAUGUUCUCAUUGAUACAUCAUUUCUGGAGGAUAACAACCUGCCCAUUGUUAUUUUCUGUGAAAAAUCACAGAAAAAUUCUGUUCAGUUGCAUUUUUCCUGGGGUCUAAUCAAAGUGACUGGUCUUCCCAGUCAUAAUGAUUAGCAUUUAUCUAAUGAAUGAAGUAUAAACAUUUGUUUGCAAUCUCUCAAAAGGAUAGUGAUACACUUUUGAUAUUGAAAUCGCAGUUUAUUUUGUGACCAAGGCAUUGGAUCUCUUUCUAGAUAGUAGAGGUUCCAAACCAAGCAGCAAAGGAAGAGGCCACACUGUGAGUAGAACGGGUCUCUUUACUGGAAUCUCAGUUUGGCACGUGGUGAACAAUAGAGUAAAAGGGUUUCUAGCCAGCAUUACUGGCUUUUGCUAGACAGCUGGCUAUAUGGACUCAGCACGCUCCAUCCUCCUGUUCCUGGUUGCUCCUGGCUGGCUCCAGCAAGUACUCUUCAGGCCUGGAUGGCUUCUGAACUGACCGCAGCUGGCUUGCCUUCCUGGCUCCUCUCCCAGCAUGAGUCCCAUCACCCAGCACCCAUCUGUGGCCCCAUGCAUCCCCCUCCCCCUAUGCCUGUGUGGCAACUCCGAAACAGCGCAUUGUGGCCGCUUUGAACGGUGUGCUGUCUCGGACGUUGACAGUUUACCAGUUUCUUUGUUUUUAAUUGAAGUAGCAAAGUAAUUGCAGUUUGCACAACAAAAGCUUUUUAUUAAACAUUUGCAGCUUGCAAAAAUGGAAGCAAUCAAAUGGUAGAUAGUCUACUGGCCACUGAAAAAGUUGCAUAUAUGUAGUAUAUAUUAUUUUCCUAUGUUUCUGUUGGUGAGAAAUUGCACUAUGUAUGGAAUAAUGUCUAAUGCUUGAUCUAUAAUCAGGAGUAGUUAGUAAACAAUUUCAGAUACAUUUGAUGUUUAACCCAUAGCUUAGUUACAUGUGCAAUAGCCACUGUUUUUUUUUUUAAUGAGUUUAAUUUUUCUAGUUCACUUGCCAAUACAUAGCUUUGGACCCUUGAGGUCUUAUUUAUCUCAGUUGCCUAUAAUAAUUCAGAGUUUAGUCUAUAUUUUCCCCCUGACCAAAUCAGUACUGUGAUUUAGGUGGGAAUGCUGCUGCUAAUGAUUAUUUUGAUUAGAAUCCCUCUCACUCCUGAAUAUAUGUCAUUUCUGUUGUGUUCCAAAAGAGGUCAGGCCACACCUCCAUUAAAUUUGAUUUUUUUUUAUUCCUUAUGCAUAUGUAAGAUGUAUAUGUGUAAUAGUUUAUCCUGCUGUCAUAUUUGGUAUUUGGUGGCAGCCUUAGUGACCACGGGCACCACACCAAGAAAUGGAUGGGUAGAACGUGAGCAGCCAUGCAUUAUUACAUAAUCCUGUGAUUGCAGGUUAUGCGUUCUGACUAAAAUGUAAAAGAUCUCUGUUGCAAUGGUUCUUUGCUGCUUAGCACCAAAAAAAUAAGUAGGUCCAAGUAAUAGAAAUGGGAAUUUUGCUGGGGCAAUUGGUCAUAUUUGCAACAGAAAUAAGACUUUUUUUUCUCUCUUAGAGUAUUUUUUAAAAAGUAGAAUUGUUGGGAUACAGUACCCUUUUGAAAAAAUAUAGAAUAGCUGAGUAGAGUAUUUUUUAAAGAAAGAAUAGUGGAUGUUGGGCAUCUGCAGUAGUCUAAUAAUGAAAUCACAUGCGUAGAUAGAAUUUCAUUUUUUAUUCAAAUGUGAGAGCUGAACUAGAUAACAUAUGAGAAAUUGGGGUGUUUCAGCUAUGCUUUGUUCUUAAUUGCAAGCUAGUUUAGAUUAUUUGCAUUUUGUAAACAUUUCAGCUCCAAGUUCUUUUUCAUGCAAGUGAUCUUCAAAAUAUGUUUCAGUUUGAAGAAAAGUCAUCAUAUACACUUUGUAAUGAAGAAAAGUAGGAGGGGGAGGGAAUUAAGCACCAUUCUCUUUUCCUACUUGCCCUAUGAGGUAUUACAAAAUGUGGUUUACGACUUUCCUACUUAAAUAAUACUGAUAAAGUUGAACAUGAGAUAGUUGUUUGUACUCUUUGCUAUUGAGUUGUCAUGCUUUUAGUCUCCCUUACAUCUCCUUGCCAUCAACAACCAAAAAUUAUGUGUAUUUGGUAUAUUGAUUACCAUCCCCAGUUAUCUAUCAUCUGCAAAUGGGGGAUAGCUACUUCCUAAAAAUAAGAACUUUAUUUUUAAAGUAUUUUAUGCAGCAAAUAUAUUUUCUAUAGUGUUUUUUUUCUUGCUCCUCCGUAAUUGAUUGUGCUAAUAAAUGUAUUGCUUUCUUUCCUUUUUUAAAUUGAUUAUUUAACAAGCUUUACAGUUAUUUGCUUGCAGUUAAAAUAAUGGGCAGUGAAAUAUACUUUCUUGUAAGUAAAAAUAAAUAUUUUCUAGCAUUUUUAGUUAAUAUUUUUUUUGCCUAAUAUAUUGAAAUGCAAUUACCCAGAAGUCUGUCUAGUUUCAUUUCCUGUCAAUCACAGCCAGUAGCCACUCAGAUACUUCGAGAUAUCUGUAUGUGGAAUAAAAAAAGGCAUAGACUUCUUUGUGGUGCUACUUGGAGGUGUUGAUUGUGUAAUCCAGUAUUCCCAAAUACUAUAAUAGCUGUGAAGUUUGGAAAUUAAGUGUAUCUGGAGGGCGCCAUGAUGGGAAAGUCUGUAUUCAGUCUGGAACAGCAUUCAGUACUGCCUAAAUCAGUACUUAGCCAUUAACAGUCUUAUCCUCUGUGAUUUUAAAAAUGCCUAAGCCACUAGCAACUGCUGCCUUUUUGUAAGAAAGUAUACUUUCUUUUGUCUAUUCUGAAUUAAUUCCAGAUGAUUUCAUAUUAUCUGAAGUCUAGGGAGCUGUUUGUUCUUUAUUGUGCUUAAUAAACAUUUAUUAUAUCUCCA